AGAAACGACAGAGCAGGAGGAGGAGUGAAUGGAUGGAGUGACCCAGAAGGAGGAGAGGAUUGCUGAGCAAACAGACCGACAGAGCGCGAAAGGGAAGACGAGAGUGGCGUGGCAGCAACAGCAGAGCAAUUAAACAGUGGAAAGGAAAGCAAAGGCUCACAUGCCGAGCAGCUUCUGUCGCUCGCUCGCACUCUCUCUCUUUUGAGCAACCGAAGAGGCAGAAGUGAAGCGUCCAGACAACGAUAAAGGACAAGAGGAGGCAUGCAAGAGGCAGGGGGAGGAGCAAGCAUGCUUUGAUUGACAGAGUAAAGAGGAGGGACAUGGAUGCAAAUUGAAGAAUUUGAUUUUCUGGGAAUGGAUAUUUUUAGCAAAGGAAAAACAAAGGAGACAAAGAUAAAGGAUGCCGUUUCAGUCUAAAAGAAGGAUGGAAAAGGGAGGGAGAGAGUGAGAUGCUGAUUUCGGACCAUGUCAGAACAGAUUCCACAUCAGCGGCAUUCAGCCCUCCUGCAGGCAAGAGUCAGUGUGUGUGCGUAUGUGUGUAUGUGUGUGAGAACUAGCACAAAGUACGACCUCUGUAACACCAGGCUUUUGCCCAUGUGCCCCCAUAGUUGAGGACAGAGACACAUAGAGAUGGGAUGGCAAAAAGUCAGUACUGUAUCACUGUCAAAGCUAGAGAAAAAAAGUCAAAAAGACAAGAUGAGUGUGAUCGUGGGGUUGUGGGGUCAGUUGUAGUCUUUGGGAAAAACCCUCUCUUCACGGACUGUGGAAAAGGUUCGCCCAAGACAGUCUAUUUCACCAACAAGUUAGCCUGUCUGGAGACUCUCUCAGAUCCUUCUUUCUUGUGACUCAGCUGGCUCUACCUCUCACAAUCCAUCUCUUUUUCAUUAUUCUCUAUUACAAUCUGUCUUGUAUCUUUUGAAUCUUUUCUCUCAUUAAGAUCACUUCCCAUGUAACUGCCUCAUUCUUUCCAAUUCACUCGCCUGAACUUCAGGAGAUUCUGGGAGAAGCUCAGAGGGAGAUUUCAGGCUGUCCCCAAAGCCAGACUAAGUCUGGGCACCCUGACCAGAUGGACUGGGGUGGGAGCAAGUGAAAGAGAGAGAGCUAGAAAGAGACAGAGGGACAAGGAAAAUAGACUAGGGAUUUUGCCUGAGGGGUUAUAGAGAGUUGCCAGCGGGUAUGAAGACAUAUACUGAAUUUUGGGUACCUUAGAGAGCAGUGUGUUUGUGCAUGAAUGUGAUUAUUCAGUCCUGAAAUGAAGUUUGCAUACAUUUGACAGGAUAUUAAAGUGGAAGCUGAAGUAGAGUUGGGAUUGUACACUUCAAUUAAACUUAGAGUUGUCCUGCAGGUGCUACAACAGUACGUGACUUGAUUGCUGGACUCUGAACGUUAGAUUUGUAUUCAGGAAGUCAGUGUUGUGGCUCUCUCCGUGCUCCUGGAGCCCCAUGAGGGCCCCGGCCGUGGAGGCCUGGCUGGGAGAUGAAGCCGUCCCCCCUGCUGCUCUAGCAGCUCUGUGGGCCCUCAUGGCUCUGGAAGGCCGCUGUUUGCGCCCUGCCUCGCCCACACCGGGCCAACGCAGGGCCCGACGUCGCCGCACCCGACCCAGAACACCACGAGAUGAUCUGUCCCACCUCACGGCAGCCCUCCUAGCGCGGACUCGCCUCCACGGAUUGCGGCACAUCUGCACCCCGUCUAACUCUCUCAGCCGCCGGGCUUUUUGGAUGCUAGCCUUCUGUACUUGUCUGGGUCUUCUGUUGUCCUGGUCCUCGAAUCGGCUGCUUCACUGGCUGGCCUUUCCCACUCACACAAGAGUCCACACAGAGUGGGCAAGAGAACUCGCUUUUCCCACGGUUACCAUCUGCAACAAUAACGCAGUACGUUUGUAUCACCUCACUAAGAGCGAUCUGUACUUUGCGGGUCACUGGCUCGGACUGUUGCUGGCCAACCGCACAGCCAGACCCCUGGUGCUGGACCUGCUUCAAGAUGACAGACAGGCAUGGUUUAGCAAGCUGUCAGAUUUCCGUCUUUUCCUGCCUCCACGGCGCUUCGAGGGCACCAGCUUGGAGUUCAUGGACCGACUGGGCCACCAGCUGGAGGAUAUGCUACUGGCCUGCAAGUACCGUGGAGAGCCCUGUGGAGCUCACAACUUCUCCACUGUGUUUACACGUUAUGGGAAAUGUUACAUGUUUAACGCUGCUGAAGAGGGGAAGACUUUGAGGACUACAAUGAAAGGAGGCACGGGCAACGGCCUGGAGAUCAUGCUGGACAUCCAGCAGGAUGAAUACCUGCCUGUGUGGGGAGAAACAGAAGAGACCGCAUUUGAGGCAGGAGUGAGGGUGCAGAUCCACAGUCAGGCAGAGCCUCCCUUUGUACAUGAGCUGGGCUUCGGAGUCGCCCCAGGCUUUCAGACCUUCGUGGCUACCCAGGAGCAAAGACUGACAUACCUUCCUCCUCCGUGGGGUGAGUGUGUGUCCAGAGCCCUGGAUUCAGGCCUCUUUCAGGUGUACAGCGUGUCUGCCUGUCGCAUUGAGUGUGAGACGCGCUACAUCGUAGAGAACUGCAACUGCAGAAUGGUCUACAUGCCUGGUGAUUCUCCGUACUGCACUCCUGAACAGUAUAAGGAUUGUGCUGAACCUGCUCUGGCUGCUCUGUCAGCUGUUGAAGGCACAAACUGCAUCUGCAGGAGCCCAUGUAACAUGACUCGAUACAACAAAGAGCUUUCCAUGGUCAAGAUCCCCAGUAAAACCUCUGCACGCUACCUGGAGAAGAAGUUCAAUCGAUCAGAGAAGUACAUCACGGACAAUAUCCUAGUUCUGGAUGUGUUCUUUGAGGCUCUGAAUUAUGAGACCAUAGAGCAGAAGAAAGCAUACGAGGUGGCGGGUCUACUAGGUGAUAUUGGUGGUCAGAUGGGUUUGUUUAUCGGUGCAAGUAUCCUGACCAUACUGGAGCUAUUUGAUUAUGCAUAUGAGGUGGUGAAGGAGAGACUGCAGGACCUGCUGAACAGAGAGGAGGAGGAAGAGAGUCAUGGAGAGGAUGUGAGUACCUGUGAUCCGGUGGUAAACCACUCGGAAUCGAUUAGCCACACAGUCAGUGUUCCCCUCCAGACCACCCUGGGCACCCUAGAGGAGAUUGCCUGCUGAGCACCGUAACCCCUCCACACCAACAGGGGGGGCUGGGCCACUCCACUCCAAUUGGUGAAGGACAGAGUAAGACGAGGGAAAAGUCUCUAUUGCUUUUUCUCAACAUGUCAUCAUUUGGCACAAACAUGAGAACUAGAAGCCAAGGAGCUUCUCGAGGAACAUGAGGACCAUCUGUUUGUUCUGGACUCAUGAAGGAAAGCAGAAGCUUGUGGACCUGUCGGGACAGUCACUUGUAAAAAUAAGACAAACAUGAAAACACGAACAUGUGAGGAACUGCAGAUGCGCACAGCCUCUUUCUUUCUCUCUCUGCCCAGACGCCAUUUUGAAGUCUACUGCCAAAACA
Sinocyclocheilus anshuiensis is the source of this 3480-nucleotide messenger RNA. Its product is annotated as acid-sensing ion channel 2. The record is from RefSeq and is a predicted model, not a curated record. NCBI's taxonomy places the organism in Eukaryota, Metazoa, Chordata, Actinopteri, Cypriniformes, Cyprinidae. Gene Ontology annotation, cellular component: plasma membrane. Gene Ontology annotation, molecular function: ligand-gated sodium channel activity. Gene Ontology annotation, biological process: sodium ion transmembrane transport. The transcript is spliced from 10 exons. The coding region runs from base 1443 to 3137 and encodes 564 amino acids.